AAUGGCUCAAUUGUUUAAUAGAAAAUUAAAUUUACUCUUACCCUGUUUAACUAAUUCAAUUGUCGACUACUUACCAACAAUUAACCUUUUGAUUCCAAAAUCAAGAUCAAUUUCCCAUCUCACCAGUGAUUCUAAUCUACUUGAAGCAACAACUAAAUCAAAUCAAUUCCAACUUCAAUCAAAAAGAUGGAUGUUCAUUCAAACCCAAGACACACCGAAUCCUAAUAGUUUGAAAUUUCUACCCGGUGUAACUGUCCUUGAUUCUGGAACAAUUGAUUUCUCUGACCGAUUAACUGCUGCGAAAAGAUCACCAUUGGCCAAUGCUCUAUUUCGUAUCGAAGGAAUUAAAUCAAUAUUCUUUGGCCCUGAUUUUAUUACGGUGUCAAAGGUGGAUGAUGAUGUUGAAUGGAAGGUAAUUAAGCCCGAAAUUUUCGCUACUCUAGUUGAUUUUUUCUCCUCUGGCCUUCCAAUUGUAACCCAAGUCAAAGACGAACAAUCAAUUGCCGGAGAAAAUGAACCAGAAGAAGAUGAGACAAUCUUGAUGAUCAAAGAGCUUCUCGAAACGAGGAUUAGGCCUACGGUUCAAGAAGAUGGAGGAGAUAUCAUAUUUAUGGGUUUUCAAGAAGGAAUUGUUAAAUUAAAACUCCAAGGAGCUUGUAAUUCAUGUCCAAGCUCAGUGGUCACUCUUAAAAAUGGAGUCCAAAACAUGUUACAAUUUUAUAUACCCGAAGUACUUGGUGUUGAACAGGUUGAAGAUAUUACUGAUAAAAUAGCAAAGGAAGAGUUCGAGAAAUUUGAAAAUGAAAAGAAAUCAAAUAACAACAAUUAAAUAACAUGAAGAAUUAUUUUUAUCAUCACUAAUUACCUAUUCAUCAAAAUAUAAAUCAUAAAUCAUCAAGAUUAGAAACAUAAUCACAAAAAGACAAGGAAAGAGAGAGAGAAACUAACAAAGUGUUUUUGUAAUCAAAUCAAUUAAAUUGUUCCAUCGUCAUGAAAAAUUUUCCUCUUUUCCAUCAAACAAUUAACCAAUAAUCACAAGAAAAUUGAUCUAAAUUGCUGUGGGCCACCAAAAAGAUGUAACUAUUAACCAGCACUAUGAGUAUACCCAAGAUUUUGUAUAAAAAGGCAAAAGUAUGUGAUCAAAUCCAACGAUUG
Molecule: messenger RNA, 1155 nt
Organism: Panonychus citri (citrus red mite)
Lineage: Eukaryota; Metazoa; Arthropoda; Arachnida; Trombidiformes; Tetranychidae
Product: NFU1 iron-sulfur cluster scaffold homolog, mitochondrial-like
Exons: 5
Coding region: 2-829 (275 amino acids)
Biological process (GO): iron-sulfur cluster assembly
Cellular component (GO): mitochondrion
Molecular function (GO): iron ion binding; iron-sulfur cluster binding
Source: RefSeq, a predicted model, not a curated record